Penicillium nucicola is the source of this 1287-nucleotide messenger RNA. RefSeq lists its product as uncharacterized. Bases 1 to 1287 code for a protein of 428 amino acids. The transcript is spliced from 7 exons. The record is from RefSeq and is a predicted model, not a curated record. NCBI's taxonomy places the organism in Eukaryota, Fungi, Ascomycota, Eurotiomycetes, Eurotiales, Aspergillaceae.
AUGUACCCGGUCCCCCCGUCGUUUCCGGCCAAUUUUCUCUGUCUGACGCCUCUUCUCACUCUUUCACUUGAACUUGCACGCCAUGUCCUAAUCUGCCCUGAAUCCACUCAUAUUACCCUGGAUACAAUAUCAAGUGGUCCCGCCCUGAUGGAAGGAGAAACCGUCCCAGUGCAAGAGACCGCGCAAGUCGACCCAGCGCUUGCCGAAGCAGCGCAAACCGAACUCGCGAAUAUCGAAGCCCCAACCCAUACCGAACCACCACCGCUCCCCUACUCAUUACAUACAAGGAAGAAGGCCAUUGCCAUCUUCUGGACCAUCUUCGUGAUCGAUACGUUGGGCCAGCCGCUCAUCUUCUAUUGGUGUCUUUGGUAUCUGACAGAUUUGUCUCAUAAUGUCGUUUUCUCGAUCGUCACAGCGUCUUUGGGAGGUGUCUCGGUCUUCGAAUACUUCUACCGCCUUUACAAUUUGUUCCGCAAACAUUCGCGCGCUCGCCCCCUGAAUGCCCGCGUGUCAUGGUUGGACUUCUUUCAGAUCAACUUCACGAUUGUGUGGUUGAUCUUGGCCGUUGAGCUUAUCGUUGGAUCGGUACCUGAGGAACCAUAUGUGCGUCUCAUCGCCAUGGUUCUUCCGACCGUCAUGUUCUAUUUCGGCAUCGUCUACCUCUCCCUCGAUGUUUUCCGUAUGAUGGGCUACAAAGCACCAUUCCGAAUUUCGUCUACACCCAAGGGUUCCGUCAUGCCGACAGCUCUGUACGCUCUUAUCGAGGAUGUCGUUGCAGUGGAUGGUGGUGGUGGACAGAUUUACCGAUACGCUCUUCGAACACGAUACCUAUCGAGUCCCUAUUUCCGACGGAUGCUAUUCGAGAUGAACUGCUUCUGGAGUGGAGGGUCAAUUGUGUUCGCUGCAGCUAUCACUGCGGUCGUGUUCACAGUCGAGGAAUCCGUGGCAUUCACAUUGGGCUGGUCCCUUCCAUUUGCCUGGGCUAUCGUUUGGACCAUCAUUACGAUUCCUUGGGUGCAAAGCGACCUUCGUCGCGAGAAAAAAGCAUGGGCAGAAAACCGCGGCCAAGGUGGUAUCCCUUGGGUCGACGAUAUCAGCGCGCCCACGGCGCGCACCCGCUUUGCCCAUGGGACUCCCACUGAGGCAUCCGGCGCUGGUGCCGACACUCCUCGCAAUGCAACUGGAGCCUCGCAUGGGCAGACCUCUAUUGAGCAAACCUCCUCCCACGAGCAAACAUUCGGCGGCAUCCCAGAUACUGAUCCGGCCAAAGAGGUUUCGCCCGUUUAA